This is a messenger RNA of Penicillium macrosclerotiorum, 1536 nucleotides long. RefSeq names its product SNG1 family protein. Gene Ontology annotation, cellular component: membrane. Bases 1 to 1536 code for a protein of 511 amino acids. Lineage: Eukaryota; Fungi; Ascomycota; Eurotiomycetes; Eurotiales; Aspergillaceae. The record is from RefSeq and is a predicted model, not a curated record. The transcript has a single exon.
AUGCACUUCUAUUCGAAGGCGCGACAACCACGCCCAAGCAUUAAUGAUCCCUCCGUAAGACCACUACGAUUGGGGCUGCUGAAAGCGGCGACCAUCAAUCUUCUUGCUCUUCAAUUUCUCUUCUUGGGACUUUUCUGCUAUAUUUUUGGUUCCUUAUUUCAACAAAACACCCACGUUCACAAUCUCAACGUCUUAUUUGUGGACUACGAUGGAGGUGCCAUAGGGACAGCUGUUCGCAAUGCUUAUCAGCAAGUAAAAGGACCUGAUUUCCCAACAUUGGUUGAAUAUCCUGCAUCAACGUACCCCGAGCCUAGUUCAAUUACUCAUGCAGUAUGCAAAAUCAAAUAUUGGGGUGCUUUAUACGUGUCACCCAAUUCAUCCGACCACUUGAUAGCCGCCCUAGCUGGUGGAUCGGCCGCUUCCACAUACAAUGCCAGCAAUGUCUUGACCUUGGUGUGGAAUGAAGCACGCUAUUCGACCGUGGUGGAUUCGGCUAUCUAUGAUACCUUAACAAAGCUAUCACAAGACGCCCGAGUCAUUUACAUGAAGUCCAACGGUCAAAAGACUAUCCAAGCUUUGAAUAGCUCCGACUCGGCUGCCCUGGGAGUGUUUUCGGAUCCGUGGAUUCUAGCAUCGGAUAAUAUUCAGCCAACUUCACAAGGCUCACGUCUGAUAUAUAAUACUCUGGUCAUUAUUCUGAUUCUUAUUCAAGAAUUCUUUUACCUAGGGUAUGUCAACGGGCUUUACCUACAGUUCAAGCUCUACGUCAACGUACACCCCCAUCGUGUUGCAAUCGUGCGUCAAAUGAUUUCGGGAACCUAUACGUUUGUCGGAUCUCUGUGCACCACUGGCGCCAUAUGGGCUUUCCGGCAUGGCUGGCAUGUCAAUGGCAACCAAUUUGUCUUAACUUGGAUGGCCCUGUGGUUAUUUGCCCAUCUCAACUUCUUAGUCCUGGAUGUUUUCACCAUCUGGAUUUCUCCGCCAUUUGUACCUAUGGCGCUGAUCUCCUGGAUUGUGUUAAAUGUUACGUCUAUCCUUUUGCCAUUUGAGCUCUCUCCUGGCUUCUACCAUUGGGGCUAUGCGUUGCCUGCGCAUAGCAUUUUCCAGGUCCUGAUCGAUAUCUGGUCUGGUGGAUGCAACCCGCAGCUUGAUUAUGCGCUCCCGGUCCUCUUUGCAUAUGAGAUAUGUGGACUCGUGUUGAGUACAGUUGGUGUUUAUCGACGUUCGCAUUACGCUGUUUUGAAACAGGAAACCGACGAGAAGGUUUAUCAAGAACGUGUCAUGGCGGCUAUCAUGGAACAACAAGAAAAUAGACUCGCCAGAGAGGAGACGGGGGAAACUCUCCCGGAAAUUGCCACUUCUGGCAGUGAGCAGGAUGAAACACAAAGGCCGCGGCGUGGUACUGUGACUUCCCUAGCCGAUCAGGAGGAGGUCAUGGGCAUUAUUCGACGGGAGAUGUCGCGGCCGAAAACCGAGAAAGGCUCCACGAGUCGAAAUAAUGAUGGGCCUUGUUUUGAUUUGCCUUACAACGAUUGA